Durio zibethinus is the source of this 1916-nucleotide messenger RNA. Lineage: Eukaryota; Viridiplantae; Streptophyta; Magnoliopsida; Malvales; Malvaceae. The record is from RefSeq and is a predicted model, not a curated record.
UAAAAUUUAAAGCAGACAGAAUGCCGUCUCAACUACGAAAGUACAAGGAGAAAAUUGUGUCAUUUGUCUACGUGGGGAGCGUAGAAUGAGACUUUUCAGCCAGAAAAAAGGUCUAUGUCUUGAUCAAAUAGAGGAGAAAGGAGCAGUCACCUUUGAUAUCAUAGAUCUCACUUUCCAAUUUCCAAUCUGUUGUCUCUGAUACAAGAUCUGCAUCAACAAAACGCCAUGGACAGAACAGAGAAGCUUCACAUUGCAAUGUUCCCAUGGCUAGCUUAUGGUCACAUAAUGCCAUUUCUUGAGGUUUCCAAAUUCUUAGCUCUAAAGGGUCAUCGCAUAUCCUAUAUUUCCACCCCUAAAAACAUUAGCCGCCUCCCUAAGCUUCCCCUACAUCUGUCCUCUAACAUAAGUUUUAUCGAGUUUCCUCUUCCUCAGAUUCAUGGCCUACCACCAGGAGUUGAGUCCACCGCUGAGAUACCGAUCCAAAAAGUUCCUUAUCUUAAAAAGGCAUAUGACAAGCUCGAAGUCCCUUUGACAGAGUUCCUAAAAACCUCUCAUGUCAACUGGAUAAUCCAUGACUUUACGCCUCACUGGUUACCUGGAGUUGCCACUCCACUCGGCAUCAACUUAGCUUUCUUCAGCAUAUUCAAUGCCUCUUUUCUUGCUUUCCUUGGCCCACCAUCAGCUUUGCUUGGUGAUCUCCGAAAACGACCAGAAGACUUCACAGUUGUCCCUAAGUGGAUCGAUUAUCCUUUUAACAUAGCUUUUAAGCUCUAUGAGAUGUUGAAUCACCAAGAAUGCAUGGAAGAUGUAUCUGAUUUUCAACGGGGUGGACUAGUGAUUCAAGGUUGCCAAUUUGUAACUAUUCGGAGCUGCUCCCAGUUCGAACCUGAUCAGAUUCAAUUGCUUAGUAAACUUUACCAGAAACCUGUUGUUCCACUCGGGUUGCUGCCUCCAUCACUGCCAUCUAAGGAAGAUAAAAGAGAUGAGAAAUGGGAAGCUAUAAAGAAAUGGCUUGAUAGCAAAGGAGUGAAAUCAGUUUUCUAUGUUGCACUUGGUAGUGAAGUGAUUCUGAGUCAAGAAUUUAUGCACCAGUUGGCAUUUGGAAUAGAGAAAUCCAACUUGCCCUUUAUUUGGGUGGUUAGGAGCAGCGCACUAGUUGAAGGGCAGGUGGGUCAUCAGGACAUUAUCCCUCCAGGGUUUGAAGAGCGAGUCUCUGACAGGGGCUUGGUUUUGAGAGAUUGGGCACCUCAACUACGAAUAUUAGCUCACUCCUCUGUUGGUGGUUUCUUGACUCAUUGUGGUUGGAGUUCGAUUAUCGAGGCACUCAAGUUGGGUCGGCCUUUGAUCUUGUUUUCCGGGGCAAGUUCGGAUCAGGGGUUGAACGCUAGGUUGUUGCAUGGCAAGAAGGUUGGGUUAGAAAUAGAGAGAAAUGAACAGGACGGUUCAUUUACAAGCGACUUGGUGGCUCAGAAGAUUAGGCAGGUGAUGGUGGAGCCAGAAGGGGAGCCGAUCAGAGCAAAUGCGUGGGCAAUGAGAGAGAUUUUUGGCAAUGAACAGUUGAGUAACAAGUACUUGGAUGAAUUCACUCGGUUCAUCGAAGAGUUUGCACCUUCAGCUUUGGAGUUUUAAGCUGUUAAUUCUUCAUCAAGUCAUCACCAACUGCCAUUUCCCCCACUUUCAAGGUGGAAAUGAACUUUAUGUCUACCAUAAAAAAAUAUUACUAAUAAAGUGUUGUGUCAUGAUUUGCAAUAAACCAUUCAUGGUAAUUACAAAAAAAAAAAAAUUACUAAUAAAGUGUUGAGAUAUUGCGAUUAAUUUUGAUGGAUAGGUUUUAUAUUAGUUAAGCCAAAUUGAGUGCUUGUUAUGGUAGAAGUAUUUUGAGGAAGUUGUUAACUUUUAUAUUAAUGGCAUUAACA